AGUAUUCCCAUGAAGGAAAGUCCAACAGCGGCGGGCGGCGUGGAGUACCGCGUUGCGCAAUCGGGUGACGCCACCUGCAACGGGCUCUUCAGUGCCACCGAAGGUUCCAGAACUAUGGCGCUUAAGAGAGUGUCGGUGCGCUUCAGCUGUCAGUUCCCGGCGUGGAUGACGUCAUCAUCUACAUGGCACACGCUCGACUUCAGCACCAACUACACGUUCCACUCGCGCAACAACACGCUGCGCAUCGCCAACCGCACCGGCGCCGGCGCAGACGACAAGGUCUACUGCGUCAGCGUCAAGGCCAGCUCGCCCAGCGGCAACUCUGUCGCCCUCGUCGCGCACUGGCAGCACCACUGCGUGUCGCGGUACGUGUGCGUGGUGCUGUACCGGCGGGACGCGCAGCUGGCGGAGCUGCAGCGCGGCGCCCCCGCCUCGCGCCCGGACGACGCGUGCUCGCCGCACCACUUCAACGCGGUCACGGCGCCAUACGUCACGCUAGUUGCUAGCAACCCUGAAUCGAAAGUUUGUCCGUACUCCGGUAAGUACAGUAUACAAAGUCACCGGUACCAGAGAACCGCGCGAUCACCUCCCGACAGGGGAGGGCGAGCGAACCGCACCGGGCUGUCGACCUUCAGCGUGCGGAAUGCGACGGAUGCGCACAUGUUGCGCAGCCGGCGGCAGGCAGAGGCCGAGCCUGUCUGUGCCGGCGCAGACUAUCACCGCCUCGAGGUCGGCUGCAACUCGCCCAAGAAUAUGGAGUUUUACUCCGCCUGCGAGAACAAAGACAUGGUCACAG
Papilio xuthus (Asian swallowtail) is the source of this 796-nucleotide messenger RNA. RefSeq lists its product as uncharacterized. NCBI's taxonomy places the organism in Eukaryota, Metazoa, Arthropoda, Insecta, Lepidoptera, Papilionidae. The record is from RefSeq and is a predicted model, not a curated record. The annotation marks the transcript as partial. The transcript has 4 exons. Gene Ontology annotation, biological process: autophagosome-lysosome fusion.